AUGUCCCACACCAACAAUGGCUGCCAGUUUAUUUAUCCCAAGCUCCACCCACACCCUCAGUUCUCACAGGGAAGAACAUAUAGAGAGUCGCUCACUGAAGGAGAAAGAGACUCCAGAAACCGACUCCUGUCCCAGAGCAGUCACAGCCGGUGCCCCAAGCGAAGAACAUGGACAAUAGAGCUCAUUGAUAGAGCACCCAUAGAGCACCCAUCGCUGCUACAUAUUCUCAGUGUUGGUGCUGAGCUCAGCGAGACAUGGGUGGCUGUUGUGGUCAUCCUCACCACCACCCGCACCAUCACGUUCACCCUCCGCACUAUCAUCCUCACCCUCCGCAUCAUCCUGUUUACCCUCCGCACUAUCCUGUUCAUAACCCGCAUCAUCAUGAUCACCAUGGGCACCAUCAUGAUCACCAUGGGCACCAUCAUGAUCACCAUGGCCACCAUCAUGAUCACCAUGGGCACCAUCAUGGCCACCACGGGCACCAUCAUGGUCACCAUGGACAUCAUUAAACCUCCAGUCUUGCAGCAGGAAGAAUUCCUGUUUAGGAAGCAUCAUAUAUCCCCCCGUGAUCAAGUGACUGAUUUUCUAUUCUUCCUGCUGGAGGGGGGCGCUUGACCUUAGCCUAUAAUGCAGCAAAUCAUUACUAAUGUCUUAUACAAGUUUCUUGCAGUGGAAGUUUGGACCGGCCUCCCAGCUUGUUCCAGCGCUCCCUGUUCCAAGGGAAGGUCUUCUGUUUGCUCUUAUGUGUUUGGAAUCUGAGGCCCCCCAGCCUACAGUCUUUCCUGGAGUUCCCCCCAUUUUCAGAUCAUGUGCUCCCAUGAGUUUGGCAUUAUUUGCCCUGUAUGGAUCCUGUGUAUCUAGGAGAGGGGUUCUGCCCAUGGCCCAGCCAACUUGGCAUCUAUCCCUGUAUCUAUGCACUGGGCACCCCCAGCCCUUCUCCCACCUGUUGGGCUCACAGCUCCACAUGAGUAGUUGAGAGGAAGGCUUGAUUCAGGAUCUAUAAAGUGCCCAAUGGAGUAUUGGCCGGGAGGUGGCUGUAGGCAAUAGAGAGAGGAGAGGACAAAAGAGAGAGGACAGUGGGAGUAGGGGAAACACAGGGAGAGCCGGACAGACAUUGGGGUACAGAGGAAAGGGGGAGAGGAAAGGGGGACAGAUGAAGGUGCUGAUCUCUACUGGAGCUGUAACACUGGGCCUUUGGGGGUGACUGGGCUGAAUUAGCUCCCUUCAUGCUGAGACCUGGGGGCUCAUUUAUGAACACAAGGGCAGACAGCCAAGUGCCCAGUUGGACACAAAAUUGAGGAUUCCCUGCUUUGUGGGUAAAUAUCAUGGUGACUUGCACCCCAGAGGGGCACUUUUCCCAUUGCCCUGGGUUAGUAAAAGAGCCCCCUAAUCCUGGAUUUAGUGCAUCCCUACUAUAUUAUUCCCUGUACCGCAGCCCCCUGGGAAUUUCUCUUUAUCUUUCUCAUCCUGAACUUGCCCUUGGAAAGCAAAUACAAAAUGUGUGGUGUUUCGUAACCUGUAUCCUAUGAAAUAAUCCAUGAUUUUUAUGUGACGCUAAUAAUCUCUGACUGAAUAAUAAUGAUAAUGAACUGGGGUGUAAUUUACAAACAUUCGCAAUUAAACCAAUAAAGUUACCCAGAGAGGAUCAGCUGACCCUGUAUUUACUCCCGGCACAGUUCCACACUGCUGGUGGGACUACCCUUGCCCAUGUUAGCGGGGGCCCCUUUAUAACCUGCUGACCCCUUGUGGGUUGGGCUCCAUAGCCAGGUGAUCCCUGGAUCUUCCUUUUCUCCCAGAAGUGCACUGGGGCUCCCAGCCAAUCAGGUUUCUCUCCAGUCUGUAACCAGGCAGAAAAAUAGACAGAAAAACAGAUGAAAGAGUUUUUGGAUCCCCUAUCACAUCUCACUUAUUGUUUUAAGCCCAUUAUAUAUAUAUAUAUACUGUAUGUAUAUAAAAUUUGGUCACAGACAAGUUUUAGACACAGACCAAUAGCUUUAUUUGCCCUUUUUUAUAUGGGGUGUAACCAAUACAAAACUAGGGAAAGUCGAGAGUAGUUUUAAUCCCAUUCGCUAACCCAUAACAACCAAGCAGGGCAGUUAAAAUGCAGAAUGCUUUUGUCUUGGUUGCUAUGGAUCAGGGAGUGUUGGCAACCUUACUUUGGCCUAAUUAGCCCGACAGUGGGCAGAUAAUACCAGUACAUGCCUUUCCUUUGGAAAUCCCACGGAUUGGAAAUGAAUGGAGACCUAUCAGAAAUAUCCCUUGGGCUACAGCAACUACUACUGGGCAGUGUUUCAUCCUCAUUAUGAGGGGUUCACAAACAAACGUUGGGGGGCUGGGGCGUCAUGGAGGGCAAAUGGAUAUAACUUAAAGCAGCAGAAGAAGAAAGAAGGGAACAAGCAACAAGGAAGAAACACCUUUAGGGUGAAGAUACACUGAGCUACUAGUAGCAGCUACUUUUUUAAGGCUACUAAACUCCAGAAAAUCCCCUGCCAUAGACAAUAAUGAGAAUUGCCCCUGCUAAAACACACGUAGAGACAGUUAUCAGUAAAACAUCACCAUUGUCUGUUUUAGUAGCCAAGACAACAAGCUGCUACUAGUAGCUCAGUGUGUCUUCAGCCUUAAGAAUAGCUGCACAGACAUCACACACAGACAGUAGGAUAAUAUAGUUAGAAUAUAUUUAUUAGAAGCCUUGUAUGCUGGAUGCUUCUCUUACUGUAGGAUUCAAUGUAACUGUGAUAAUAUUGUUUGAUUGUAUUGAUUGUAGUAAUUAAACUUCUGUGUUCAUAAGGUA
This is a messenger RNA of Xenopus tropicalis (tropical clawed frog), 2791 nucleotides long. RefSeq lists its product as uncharacterized. The coding region runs from base 1 to 615 and encodes 204 amino acids. The record is from RefSeq and is a predicted model, not a curated record. Lineage: Eukaryota; Metazoa; Chordata; Amphibia; Anura; Pipidae. The transcript is spliced from 4 exons.